Manihot esculenta (cassava) is the source of this 1199-nucleotide messenger RNA. RefSeq lists its product as uncharacterized. The record is from RefSeq and is a predicted model, not a curated record. Bases 117 to 1031 code for a protein of 304 amino acids. Gene Ontology annotation, molecular function: RNA binding. Lineage: Eukaryota; Viridiplantae; Streptophyta; Magnoliopsida; Malpighiales; Euphorbiaceae. The transcript is spliced from 4 exons.
AAUUUAAUGCCAUACUGCUCUCUAUUUGAAAAAAAAAAAAAUAAUGUAGCAAGUAAUAAAACUAUUUAAUCUGAGUUGUGAUCGUCAGAGAGUAGCUCUAUUUUGUUUGAUUUCUGAUGAAGACUUUAUCGUCCGGUGCAAGUAUAUUGAGAUUCGCACCGCUAUGUAUGUUGAGACAUGUUUCUGUAGGCUUGUUUGGCCGUGAGCUCUAUUGUACUUCUCGAACAUCCGGUCGACGAAACAGAAGAAAAGGAAGUAAGAGUGCAUGCCGGACACUUGUCACGUGUCCUCAGUUGCUCCGAUUUUUCCCAUUUACGUCUGUUUGGCUGCCAGGAAGCAGAGGAAGCCAGUUCCUUCUUACUCUAUUAGCCGAUUCAAUUCAGUCGCGCAACAAAGGUUUUGUGUUAAUGGCAAAGAAUAGUGACCGUAACAUGGAGUCUACAGCUGAAGCAAAGUAUGCUGCAUUUGAAGAAAAAGUGAAGCGGACAAUUUUUCUUUACAACCUCUCACCCCAAGUAACCAAAGCUGUCUUAAGAAAAGCUUUAGAUCAGUUCGGGACUGUGGUGAGUGUGAGUUUCAUUCCAAACUACUUGGAGUCUAGGAACUUCACUUGUGCUUUGGUAGAGAUGGAAGACUCUGUGAAAGCCAACAAAGUCAUCUCAUCCAUAAGUCAAUGUCCUUUCAUGGUGGCUGGGAUGCCAAGGCCUGUAAGGGCCCGUCAAGCUGAAGUUGAGAUGUUUGAUGAUCGCCCAGUGAAGCCUGGUAGAAGGGUAAGUUGCAAUUGGUUAAACCCAAGAGACCCUGAUUUUGAGGUAGCAAAGAAACUGAAGCGCCUUACCCGAAAGCAUGCUGCUGAAGCUUCUUUCUUGCUCAAGCAUCAAGUGGGCAGAGAAGAGAAGCUACAUAAGCAACAGGCGGAGACCCUCAGAGCUAAUUUUAAGAAGUAUGAGACAAUAGCUGGUGUCUUGAGCGACAGAACUGCUCAGAAGUUGGCUGGCCACUAUGGCAUGAGAGUUUCGGAUGAUUCGUAGGGUCUGUUUUCUCUUUCCUUGUUUCAGUGACAUGUUAACAGCAUAUUUCAUCAUUUUGAAAGGUGAUUUUGGAUAGUCUAAAAUUCGGUUUUCUUUUGGUUGGAACAUUGAGUUGGCGCAUAUACAUGUACGAUUUAAUAGAAUCACAUCUGAGUAAUUUUGGUGACA